Molecule: messenger RNA, 1256 nt
Organism: Leptinotarsa decemlineata (Colorado potato beetle)
Lineage: Eukaryota; Metazoa; Arthropoda; Insecta; Coleoptera; Chrysomelidae
Product: neuroligin-4, Y-linked
Source: RefSeq, a predicted model, not a curated record
UUUCCACGGAAACACGGCAUCCUGUGAUAGUCUAUAUUCACGGGGAAUCCUUUGAAUGGAAUUCGGGAAAUCCCUACGAUGGAAGCGUUUUAGCUUCCUAUGCUGACUUGGUAGUAGUCACCCUGAAUUAUAGAUUAGGAAUAUUGGGUUUCCUGAAUGCAAACCCUGCGCCACACCUCAAAGCUCGCGUCGCAAACUACGGGCUCAUGGACCAAAUAGCAGCGCUCCAUUGGAUUCAGCAGAACAUAGCUUUAUUCGGCGGUGAUCCAGACAACGUCACCAUGGCUGGACAUGGGUCUGGAGCUGCUUGUAUAAAUUUUCUUAUGAUAUCACCAACGGUGAUGCCUGGUCUCUUCCAUAGAACGAUUCUCUUGUCGGGAUCAGCUCUUUCAUCUUGGGCAUUGGUUGAAGAUCCGGUCAACUAUGCCGUCAAACUAGCCAAAGAAGUCAAUUGCUCCAUUCCAGAAGACGUCGGAAAAGACCAUGAAGCCAUUGUGGACUGCCUUCGCGACACACCUCUGGAAGAACUCCUCCAAGCCGACGUCAUAGCCCCAGCGUACCUCAGCGCAUUCGGUCCCAGCGUAGACGGAGUCGUCAUCAAAACGGACUUUGCCAAAGAACUGGUAACGUACUUCAAACCACAAGACCUGCAGAACUUCGUAGGACCGGUCAACGCCAACAUGAAGAGAAGUGAGACCACUCUGACCCCGAAGGGCAACAAUCCCUACGACUUGCUUUUCGGCGUAGUGACUAGUGAGGCGCUGUGGAGGUUUUCGAACACCGAUGUGUCUGCCGGGUUCGAGGGGGAACGCAGAGACAAAAUAAUUAGGACUUACGUGCGGAACGCUUACACUUAUCAUUUGAGUGAAAUAUUUUUCACGGUAGUGAAUGAAUAUACGGAUUGGGAGAGGACGGUGCAACACCCUGUGAAUACGCGGGACUCUGCCAUUGCUGCGCUUAGCGACGCGCAGUUCGUAGCUCCGUUGGUGCAAACUGGGGAUUUGUUGAGUGCUAAGCCUCCACAGCCCGGUCAGGAAGCGACUGGCCCCAAGACUUUUUUCUACGUAUUCGAUUAUCAAACGAAAGAUGGAGAUUAUCCUCAAUAUCAUCGGUAUAAAACGAUUUGCUGGACUUUAUGUGAAGAACAAGAUCACUUGCAUAAACAAGGAAGAGAAGCAGGCCAAGAACCAAGAAGAAGCAGCCAAGAUCCCUGGGGAACUCCACUUGUGACUUGUCUGUGCGAAGAAAAAGAGUGA